This is a messenger RNA of Marmota flaviventris (yellow-bellied marmot), 3620 nucleotides long. It is a transcript of the gene Cpsf2, whose product is annotated as cleavage and polyadenylation specific factor 2. Gene Ontology annotation, molecular function: RNA binding. Lineage: Eukaryota; Metazoa; Chordata; Mammalia; Rodentia; Sciuridae. The record is from RefSeq and is a predicted model, not a curated record. Gene Ontology annotation, biological process: mRNA 3'-end processing by stem-loop binding and cleavage. Gene Ontology annotation, cellular component: mRNA cleavage and polyadenylation specificity factor complex.
AGAUUUAUAAGGAACUCUUCCUCUGAAUUCAUGGUGUUUCAUCAUAUAUACAACUGAAAAAUCAGGACCUUUUUAGGUUACUGUUACUCAAACAAAAAGAUGACAUCUAUUAUCAAAUUAACUACCCUCUCUGGGGUCCAAGAGGAGUCUGCUCUUUGCUAUCUUCUCCAGGUUGAUGAGUUUAGAUUUCUAUUGGACUGUGGCUGGGAUGAGCACUUUUCUAUGGAUAUUAUAGAUUCCCUGAGGAAGCAUGUUCACCAGAUCGAUGCAGUGCUGCUAUCUCACCCGGAUCCUCUCCAUCUGGGUGCCCUCCCGUAUGCUGUGGGAAAGUUGGGGCUCAAUUGUGCCAUUUAUGCAACCAUUCCUGUUUAUAAAAUGGGACAGAUGUUCAUGUAUGAUCUUUACCAGUCUCGACACAAUACAGAAGAUUUCACACUCUUUACGUUAGAUGAUGUGGAUGCGGCCUUUGAUAAAAUACAGCAGCUGAAAUUCUCUCAGAUUGUAAAUUUGAAAGGUAAAGGACAUGGCUUGUCUAUCACACCUUUGCCAGCUGGUCACAUGAUAGGUGGAACAAUAUGGAAAAUAGUCAAAGAUGGAGAAGAAGAAAUUGUUUAUGCAGUUGACUUCAACCACAAGAGGGAGAUCCACUUAAAUGGAUGUUCCCUGGAAAUGCUAAGCAGACCCUCUCUACUUAUCACAGAUUCAUUUAAUGCUACAUAUGUGCAGCCUAGAAGAAAACAGAGAGAUGAACAACUUCUGACAAAUGUCCUGGAAACACUUCGAGGUGAUGGAAAUGUAUUAAUAGCAGUGGACACUGCAGGCAGAGUUUUGGAACUUGCUCAACUUCUUGAUCAGAUCUGGAGAACUAAAGAUGCAGGAUUGGGUGUUUACUCCUUGGCACUCCUAAAUAAUGUCAGUUAUAAUGUGGUGGAGUUUUCUAAGUCCCAGGUAGAAUGGAUGAGUGAUAAAUUGAUGAGAUGUUUUGAAGACAAAAGAAAUAAUCCAUUUCAGUUUCGCCAUCUCUCUUUAUGCCACGGUCUUUCUGACUUGGCUCGUGUGCCUAGCCCCAAAGUUGUACUUGCCAGCCAACCUGACCUGGAAUGUGGAUUUUCAAGGGAUCUCUUUAUUCAGUGGUGUCAGGACCCUAAAAACUCAAUCAUUCUGACUUAUAGAACUACUCCUGGGACUUUAGCACGUUUCCUAAUUGAUAAUCCUUCUGAAAAAAUUACAGAAAUAGAGUUGAGGAAACGUGUGAAGCUUGAAGGGAAAGAACUUGAAGAAUACUUGGAAAAAGAGAAGCUAAAGAAGGAAGCUGCUAAAAAACUUGAACAAUCAAAGGAGGCAGAUAUUGAUUCCAGCGAUGAGAGUGAUGUGGAAGAAGAUAUUGACCAGCCGUCAGCUCAUAAGACAAAGCACGACCUGAUGAUGAAAGGUGAAGGUAGUAGAAAAGGAAGCUUCUUCAAACAGGCAAAGAAAUCUUAUCCCAUGUUUCCUGCCCCAGAAGAAAGGAUUAAAUGGGACGAGUAUGGAGAGAUCAUAAAACCAGAGGAUUUCUUAGUGCCAGAACUUCAAGCUACUGAAGAAGAAAAAAGCAAAUUAGAAUCUGGCUUGACAAAUGGAGAUGAACCCAUGGAUCAAGAUUUAUCUGAUGUUCCUACUAAGUGUAUUUCUACAACAGAGUCUAUUGAAAUAAAAGCCAGGGUUACUUAUAUAGACUAUGAAGGACGCUCUGAUGGGGAUUCCAUUAAGAAAAUCAUUAAUCAGAUGAAACCACGACAGUUGAUCAUUGUCCAUGGCCCACCAGAGGCCAGUCAAGAUCUGGCAGAGUGCUGCCGCGCGUUUGGUGGGAAGGAUAUUAAAGUGUACAUGCCAAAGCUACACGAAACAGUCGAUGCCACCAGUGAAACACACAUCUACCAGGUGAGAUUAAAAGAUUCACUUGUCAGCUCCCUUCAGUUUUGUAAGGCAAAAGAUGCUGAAUUAGCAUGGAUAGAUGGUGUCUUAGACAUGAGAGUUUCCAAAGUAGACACAGGAGUUAUUUUAGAAGAAGGAGAACUAAAGGAUGAUGGUGAAGACUCAGAGAUGCAGGUGGACGCUCCUUCCGAUGCCAGCGUCAUAGCUCAGCAAAAGGCCAUGAAAAGUCUGUUUGGAGAUGAUGAGAAAGAAACGGGUGAAGAAAGUGAGAUCAUCCCCACCUUGGAGCCUUUGCCACCGCAUGAGGUUCCUGGACAUCAGUCAGUUUUUAUGAAUGAACCAAGACUAUCAGACUUCAAGCAAGUUCUUUUACGGGAGGGGAUUCAAGCUGAAUUUGUAGGAGGUGUACUUGUUUGCAACAAUCAAGUAGCAGUUCGUAGAACGGAAACUGGACGCAUCGGAUUAGAAGGCUGCCUUUGUCAAGAUUUUUAUAGGAUAAGAGACCUUUUAUAUGAACAGUAUGCUAUUGUGUAAAAGACAGGAUGUCAAGAAGUAUCUGCUUGACCUUUCUAAGAAAAAGGAUUCUUAUCUUAUUUUAAGCUUUUGCUGUUUUGUUUUGUAACAUAUGAAAGAAAUCUGCCAGAAAAACUGAACAUGUAUUACAUUUUUAAAAUGUGUAAAUAGUGGGCUAAGAGUGUAGCUCAAUGGUAGAGCGUUUACCUAGCAUGCUUAAGACUCUGGGUUCAAUCCCCAGUGCUACAAAAAAGAAAAAAAAGGAGAUAGAGACCAUUUUGCUAAUGCCCAAAUGAGCUCCCUACCUUUGGCUUUCACUGUGUUAGAGGUCCUAACAAGUGUACAGGCCUGAGAAUUGAAGGUAAUUGGUUUCUUUUACAGACCCCUUAUUUUAGAAGGACUUUUUACUUGAAUACAAUACAACUUAGCAAACCAGUUCAUGGCCUUAGAGAAACAUGGUUUGCAGGCAGUCUUGCAAACUGUUUCUUAUAUUUUCUGGAAUGAAAAGUGAGAGUUAUUUAAAAAAGAUGUGUUACAAAAGAGAAGCAAAAUUGAUAAAACAGUUUUUUGAGCUUAGGGAUUUAAAAAACAAAAACAGCAUGUGUGCUAUGACUCUUGAAUUCUAAUAUGCAAUCUGUUUUUGCAUGGAGCAUAUCUGCUUCAUGCCUAUAUUGCCCAGUGACUCACUUUCGUGUGAUAUAGUACACAUUUUGUUCAGAAAUCAUUUUUUCAUUUCUCCCAUUUCUUGUUUUAUCAAGAUUCUGUUGUUCAGUUUGAAUUAUGAUAGCAUCAUUUAAAUAUAUGUCAUUUAAAGGAACUCCUGGAUGUGUUAUCGUCUUAAGAGUUCUGCAUACAGGUUAGACACAUCUUAGCUAUCACCUAGGUUACUGCUGUAUUUGAAACUUGUUAGUGCUCUAUUUUUAAGAAAACAAAGUUAAACCUCACAUUUUUAUAAGAUAAUAGUACAAUUUAAUUAAAAGAUGUAAAUGUUUUAAUCUCUUAGGAUUGCUCUCUCCUAAGGUUACCUAAAUUGUGGUUGGAUUUUAUACACAUUACUGCAAAAGUACUAAAAUUGGAUAAGAGAUUCUUUGCUGUCCCGAUAUAGUGUAAACCACGUGUGUUUGAGAGUAAAAGUUGAAUAUAUGCAAUUUUCACUGAACUUAAGCAGUGAAAACCAUGUUGCCCUCCUGUAA